This is a messenger RNA of Bombyx mandarina (wild silkworm), 3865 nucleotides long. It is a transcript of the gene retn, whose product is annotated as retained. Gene Ontology annotation, biological process: regulation of transcription by RNA polymerase II. NCBI's taxonomy places the organism in Eukaryota, Metazoa, Arthropoda, Insecta, Lepidoptera, Bombycidae. Gene Ontology annotation, molecular function: DNA binding. The record is from RefSeq and is a predicted model, not a curated record. Gene Ontology annotation, cellular component: nucleus.
GGGUUUUGUCUACAGUCUGCGCGUUCAGAAGGAGACACGUCGGGAGACCAGUCUUGUGAGAGUUCAGACGAGGGUGUCAGUCGCGACGCACCCAAUCACCAGGCCCUUUCCGGUCAUCAGGUGCACCAGCCCCACCAACAGCUACCACAGGCACUUUCCCAUCAGCCACAUCAGCAAGCCCACAAUAUGAGCCAUCAUGCCCCAGUGCACCAGCAGAUAAACCACCAAAUCACACAUCAGCAUCAGAGGAAUUCGCCGAGGCCUCUUGAAAGGGAACUAAAAGUACGAGACGACUUCGAGUCCCUCAAAACUUCACUACAUCCCCAUCUCUCCUCUUUAGCUUCGUUAGCCCAAGGGGCUCCACUGUCAACAUCCAACAGUGUCUUUGCUCUAGCCGGAGCAGUACCGGCUAGUGGUUUCCCAUACGCACCACCUGCGUUCUUAGCUCCAGCACCACCGCCUCCAGCACAACCAGUGGGCUCUGCUUCGUCAUCAUCGUCCGAAGGCAGUGCCGCUGGAUGGAGCUUCGAGGAACAGUACAAGCAAGUUCGCCAGCUUUACGAGAUCAGCGAUGAUCCGCAGCGGAAGGAAUUCUUGGACGAUCUGUUUUCGUUCAUGCAGAAACGUGGUACACCGAUUAACCGGUUACCGAUUAUGGCCAAGUCGGUCCUAGACCUGUACGAGCUGUACAACCUUGUGAUAGCACGUGGAGGGCUCGUGGAGGUGAUCAACAAGAAACUCUGGCAGGAGAUAAUUAAGGGACUCCGGCUACCGUCUUCUAUCACGUCCGCUGCCUUCACUUUACGCACUCAAUAUAUGAAAUAUCUAUACGACUAUGAAUGUGAGAAGAAAAAUCUGUCCACUCGCAGCGAGUUGGAUGCUGCUAUCGAAGGUAACAAGCGCGAGGGAAGACGCGCCUCCGGACAAUACGACGCCCAAGCUGCUUUAGCUAUGCCGCCAUUGAACCGCGGAGUCCCGGCCUCUCUCGCCCAGCUCUCCCAGCACAUGCAGCCGCUCUCUCUCUCCCUCGGAGGAGGAGUCGCUGGAGUACCACGUCUACCACCACUGCCUCCACAUCCCACUCACAUCUCACAACACGAUAUUGAAUACAGAGUAAGGGAAUAUAUGAAGAUGAUACAACAACAGCGGGAGAUGAUGAGGAAUGGUUCAGAAUCGCCACCAGGCGGUAACGGGCCCACUCCCAUGAUCUCGCCGCGUGAUGCCCUUAACGCUAUUGAUGUGUCCCGACUGACCCUUUGGUCUCUGUACAACAACAACAACCAUAGCCCGCAGCCGGAACUAGAACCGCAACGAGAGGCCCUGAACCUUAGCGAGAGUCCGAAUUCUAUCACCAGCGGCUGCAAGCGUGAAGCGUGCCGGUCUCCCGCGCCGCCCCCCGCCAAGCGCCGCACCCCGCGCCCGCCCUCCCCGCGCCUCCCCUCCCCGCCGCGCCAGCCCUGCAGCAACACCCCCCAGGUCAACGGCUCCAACGGAAUGAACGGGGCUGCUGCCUUUAAAAUCACUACUAAAGGUGACGCCAGCACUGGGGACCAGCAACUCGUAGUCUCCAUCGAACUGAAUGGUGUCACGUACGAAGGCGUAUUGUUCCCAUCGCAAAACAGCAACGGUCAGAAUGGGCACAGGCAAAUGGUGUCCUAGACCGUAACAAGUCAUCAACAUUGUGUUAGGUACAGAUUGAAAACUACCGUCAAAACCAAAGAUUGAGUUGAAGGCUGACCACGCAAAGUCUGCGCGUUGUUAAUUAAAAUCCUUCAAUUGCAUGGAGGAUUGUCGGCAAUGAUAUGAUCUGGCUGAUCGCUUGGAGCCUCUGGAUUCAAGGAGUUUGUACCGAAUGCUCCACGGUGUUCAAGAAAUUCUAUGGAAUCACACCCAUCUUCUUCCAUCGAUCUGCCACUACUGUUUACAUGCAUUUAUCGACGGAACGCUGCCGGAUACAAUUUUGCCUCGUGUGUGCGAGUGUAUUUCUUUAGAAGUGUUAUUGACUAAAUUUGACACGCAAUUCUCGUUUUCUCAAGCAGCGCGCAGUUCAGCCAGUCAGUUUUAUAACUUAGUAUACGUUCCGGGGAAAACCGUCCGCUUAUAUUCAAAAUGCUAGAAAGGUGAGGAGAAAGGCGCAAUUAUUUAAUUUUACAAGUUCAAAGUAGACGAUAAACUGAAAAAGUAUCUUCUUUCCCUUUCUCCCCUUUCGAAUAUGAACGCGACGGCGAAUAACUGGUAAUAAUUUUACACGUAGAGCUUCCCUGCGAAAAUGUUCUUGGUGAAAAUCAAAUUUUUAAAGAUUUACGGUACGGUAGAGUUUUCGGUUGUAAUGUGAUUCUCAAAAUAAAUAAUGUAGUCGUUAAAUCUGUCAUCGCACUGCCCGAGACGAAUGCGGAAUUAUCGCGUAAAAUAAAUAAAUAUAGCGUCUCGUUCUGUAUAUUAAUUAAUUUUCUUUUGAUAUUAAUUUUCGCUGUCAUAAACAAUCAAAAUGACAAUUAUUGAUGUAAAUAUAGCGUUAAACAUUUUUUUUUUUUUACUUGGUAAUUUAUAAUCGAUUCAUUGAAUUCGUGUUUUGAUUCGGUGUCCGUGUGAUGAUUGGUGUCGCGUCCGUGUAUUUUUUAUUUGCUAUGUAAAUUAAUGUACAUAUCGUGUAUGUCAGAAUGAGGUUUAAAUGAGAGGGCUAUAUGAGGCCAUCAGCGCAAAAGUGGCCUAAGCUUAACUGAGCUUACUAUAGUAAGCAUGGAGACAAUGAUGUCUCAAUUUACUUUUACACUGCCUCAUAAGCAAAAACAAAACGCGCAAAAAUAAUGUUGACAAAGCCAUCUGCUAUCUAUGAGCGAAACUAGGGAUAUGCCGGUUUUGCAUCAAAAUUUAUUAUGUUUUAAAUAAAUUGCAAUUUGGUAGAACCACGAAUAUGAAAAAAUGUAGGAUAGGCCACUUUUGUGCUGACGGCCUCAUAUGAACCAUAUACGUGUUAUGUGAUUCGUUUCCCGAAGGUGUAUAUUUUAUUUUUUAAAUAUCAAUGAUCCAGUAUUGUAUUUUAGGCUGUAGGUAUUUAUGAAUCGCUUCAAAGACUUUUUCACUAUGCAAACACUCGGAUGGCCGAAACGAUUUUGAAAUGACAUUCGAGUCUUGCAUACCGAAAGUGGUCUUUUAAAAGUAGAGAGCUCUAAUUAAAAUUAGUAUCUUGAUCUGGUUCUUCUUAACAAAAAAAAAAUCUUAAAAAAAUAAUAAGAAACUCGAAUAAUUUAGUCAUAAUAUUAUCGAAUAGGUUUACAUUGUAGUAAAUGUUCUAUGCUCUAGGAGAUUCAGCCCACUUACUGUAGGCGAUUUAACGUUUUAAUGCCAUUUCCUUAGUUUUAAUUACUUAUAAGUUAUUAAGUUCAGUUCAUUGAGAAUGGGAAUGGAGAUUGUGAAUGGAUUUGGCCACAAAUGCUUCAAAUCAUAAACGGCAAUAAUGAGUCAACAAACUGGGACGAUGCGUGUUAUUAAAGAUUGCGUUAUGGAUUGUCAAGAAAUGUCAAGAAAAUACUUUUUGUCUUAAGCAUUUUUUUACAGUGAUAUACGAAUUGUAAAUUAAGAUGGUAUUUCUAGAUAUUCGUCGUACUGUGGAUUCGCAACACGUCGUAUCGAGACGAAUUGUUUUUAAGUAAAAUAAAGUGUUUUAGUUUUUAUUUAAUUUUAUAAUUGUCUAGCUGCCUAGCAAACAUGAGGUCUUAAGGUCGAGGUUUGUUAUAUUUUUUUUAAACAAAUUUACGAUUACGGUGAUCGUGUCCUUACUAAAAAUAAGUUGCAUAAUACUUUCCUUGACGUCCCAGAGAACUUGACGACAAAAAAAAGUGCAAUAUGCAAUAUUCCAAAAAUU